AUGAAUAACCGAAAAAGUGUAAAUUCGGGAUCCCGGCUUGAUUACUCAUACUCGUCAACGGGUGAUUUCCCGUUGAAAAGCAGUCAAGAUAACUAUUAUUACAAAAGCUUAAAUAAUGGCUCAAAGACUAAUAAAUACAAGUCCAAGACUCUGAGCAGAAGCAAAUAAUAACAGGUACGACCACGAACACCAGAGUAGAAAAGUCGCACUGAAAAAUAAUUUUCUACAAAACCUGAGUUCAAAUCUGAAAGACGAGUACCAGCAAGAACAAGACUCGGAACAAGACAAACUCUUAAAGUCUCUCAGCAAGGCGAUGACAAUUGAGAAAGCCAAUCUUGACAAUGUCAAUAAAUAAAAUACACAUGUACAACCAAAGACACCAAGACUUGCCUAGACUGCUUGUCGACCAGGACCAGAAGAAACAUGAACUCGUUAAGAUCAUGUCUGAAAUCACUGAGGACUCCGAAGAGACUUUGGAGGUUUCGGACUUAUCAUCCAAAGAAGUCGAUGCUUACAUCAGCAGACUCCAAGAUAUCAGGAAUACUUUGAUGCACCAGAAAGAUGACUACUCCAGAGAGGUCACCCGACUCGAAGGCAUUGGCUCACAACUCAAAGCUGAAGCAGAGUCGAACAAAGCUGAAAACUCGUUAAAGAUUGCUCGACUGUCAAACGAGCGGAGAGCAACUGCACAGAAGAAAUGUCUUCUUGACAAAGAUGUCAAGUUGCUUAAAGAGAAACUUCUUCAACUUGAUGAAACUGUUUCGAUGACCAAGGAAGACCUCACCAGCAAGCUACUACAGAGAGCCAACUUCGUGGCACAGAGAGAAGAGCUCGACGAGAUCUACGAAAUCAGCAAAAAGUCGUAUGGACCAGACUUCGAACUGUUUUGAAAGCUGCAGCAAAGCCCGACCAGUCAGCUUUUACACGAGUACACAAGACUAAAGCAUCAAAACUUUUACUUGGACAUUCUACAACAGUUGUUGAAGUUCUCGAAAUCGAAGGAUCCUCAGAGUGAAAGUGGCUCUGACUUUGAAAGCGAAAUGAGGACUCCACCAUACAACAUCAACACAAUGGAGAUCGAAAGAUUGAUCGAGAAAGUCAAGCACACUUCACCUGAUUCCCAAUACAUUGAAGACCAAAUCUGAGACAUUUCUAAGAAACUGGACUUGUCACUGAAACAUCAUGUACUGUUUCAAAAGAAACAAGAAGUCAGUGAAAAGACCGACAAAGCCUAUAAAGACAAACAUGCAUUCAAGAUUUUCAAGGAAAUCCAGAAGUGAGAACGCAACAUCAAACAAAACUACUCUUAUGUGGACGACUCAAUCAUCCCACAGCUGAAAGCACUCAGUGUUGAUUACAAAGCCAAACAGAAGCGGUACAAGAAAUGAAGAAGUCUCUGCAAAGCUACGACGACCCUGUUGAAUAAACUAGAUGCUCAGCUCCAAGAACUCCAUGCUCAGAGGAAACACAAAGGCGACUCAGACAACUCUGGCGGCUGGGCCUUCGGCAAACUCUCAAUCAACAAUAUUCCUCUUACCGAAGAGGACGACACCAUUAAUGCUUUGAAGCAUAGACGAAGCACAGCAAUGGCUCAACUCAACAACUGUACCAAACAAAUAAAUGAAGUAGACCAGAAAAUUCAGAUUUUAAACGACUUCAAACAGAGAAACGAAAUGCAGCUUCGUCAAAGUGUAGACGAGCUCAAGUACGAACUCAUGGUGGUCAGACAGGUUCUUUCGACUCUCGAGAAAGAAAAGUGCACAAUCUCGAACAAACUCACUUCAAUCGAGUCAAAGUACAACGAAGCCAAAGAGUCAUUUAAAAACGCAGAAGAAAUGUUGGCUUCUACAAACAGAAUGAUGAUAAACUGCAGCAUGAAGGAAAGCAACACAUCAGGGAGCUUACAGAACGGUGAUAAUUCAAAUAUGUACAUGCACAAUAGUUCAAAUCCAAAGCUUCAAACUGACGAGAGUAGUCAGACAUUAAUUUCCAAGCAAACAAAAAUAGAUUUUAAUAAUGAUUCGCCAAUCGAUGAAAUAGUAGAAGAAAAGCAUGAUAUUGUUGCUACAGAAAUAACAAAUAAGAAUACAAAUCACAUGAAUGCUUUUAGAAACUCUACCAACUUUAGCGACAGUAUCACAACUAGUAAUUUAAACUACGUUAACAAUCGCAAAAACAGUAAUUCACAUAAAUAAGCAGCCUGAGUUAAAGCAUCAGAAUCCCAUUUCUUUGAAAAAUAUUCCAAAGUCUUUAAAAUAACACAAGUUUUGCUGAAGUGAAGAGAUCAUUUAAAAUAGACUUAACAAAGAUGAGGAAGAAGAUUCAUGAUAGUUUAUCUAUACCACAAGGACAUUUUGAAACAUUUAACAAUACCCCUCAAAAUAUUCAUGUUGACCAAGACAGUAUCUGAAUAACUAGGGAAGAACAAAAAUUUGUCCAGAGCAAUCUGGCUAAAGAAAAAUAUCAAGAACCUCAACACACACUUGAAAAUAGAGAAUCUUCUCAAGAACCAAUAAUGGUGGAGGAAAAUGAAGCAAAAGCGAAGACAAGGAGAGCCUUCAUGGACCAAAAUACGAAUGAAUCUUUCCUCUCAGAUCUCACAGAAGAAGAAAAUUUGAAUAAUUCUAAGAAUAUUGAGAAAACCACUGAAGAAAAUAUAGUUCAGAAUGAGUACGUAUAUCAGAAGGCAGAUAACAAUCCUUAUCAAAGACCAUUGAAUCCUUUCAUUAAUAGAGAGCUCCUGAAAAAGACUAGUAAAGAAUUACUUAAAAAAGGAAAUUAUAAUUCAAGAGAAAACAAUUUUAAUAAUUUUUCAAGUCAAAAUAAUAAAUCAAGAUUUUGAACAAAGAUAAAUCUAAAUAUUUUGAAUUCUGCUGUUAACAGAGGGCAAGCAAAUAGUUCUUAUCACUCUAUUUUCAACAAGCAUAAAAAUGUAAAUAGCCAUAGUCGAAGUUUUAAGAACAACAAGAACUUCUCCGGAAGAAUGGACUCUUCUAUUAAUAAAGGCCCUAUAUUGAUGAAACUUAAUAAGACAAAUAAAAAAUUCCAAAAACGGAAUAAAUCAAAAACUCAAUACUCGUCAUGUUCAUUUCGGAAUUCUCAAGGAUUGAACACGAAUGGGUUGACAAAAAGGAGACCUUCUUCUACUCUUCAACCUGAUAUCCCUCGGAAGAGGUUUAGAAAGCCAUCUAAAACCAAAAGCAUAAGUAAUAAAAGCACUGAAUUUGUGACUAAAAGUGGAAGAAACAAUUUUGGAUUCUCUUCCAGGAAAGACAAAGUUCUUACUGCAAAAGACGAGAAUAUAGUUGUGAUGCCUUCAACUAAAAACAGAUCGAUCGACUAUAAUAAUUCGAGGUGAUAUAGCAGCUGAGAGAAAUCUAUUAUCCAAAAGUUUAGGAAUAAGCAUUCCAGGAAGAAGUCAGCCAAAUUUAAUAGAAAUGCAACUAAGCUAAAACAAGCAAUCCCUUGAACUGAAGAAGGAGAAGGAAUGACUGCAUAUGGAACUAACCGAUCCUGCACUAGGGGGCAGAAUCAUUCUAUGUACUGAUUUUCUCAUUUGGGUAAUUAUGUUCCUUUAUCAGCUAAUGUAAGAAACCAAAGUCAUCAAGAAGAACUCUGAAAUAAAGAAAAUAAGCAAAAAUAUGGGUUUAGGCGAUCUCAAGAGGAAAGGAAUUGUGAAUCUGAGAUUAGAGAGGAGUCUAAUUAUAGGAGUAUCCCCAGGAAUAGUGCCAAAUCAGAACGGCAUUUUGUUGAAUCAAUGAAACCGUUAAUCUUUGGAUCAUCCAUGUAUAAAUAAAUUCAGUACAAAUAUCCUACUCCAACAGAAAGUUUUUGAUCCUUUAAAUGAAAGGGAUGUCAGUCCAGAUAUGUGUGGUUACGGAGUUCGAUAUUUUAAACUUGACCCUUCUUUAAAAUUCAUUGAGGUCAGACUUCCAUCAGACUCAAGAGUAGAACAGAUCAUUGAUAUUAAGGACAUUAUAAAGACAUCUCUACCUCACACUACUGUUGAUAUUAUUAAAUUUCAGAAGAAUGAUGGUUAUCAUUCUCAAGAAUUGAAUAAGUCAAAUGACAAGUCGUGUAUCGACUACUCUAUUUUCCAUGUGAAUGGCAAUAUCAGCAACCUUGUAAAUGCCGGUAUUAUCAACAAAAACUCCCAGCUUUAUCGACAGAAAUGACUUGAAAGUGGAUACUACCCCUUUAGUCUCUUGCUCAGGAACCAAAGAAUGGAGCUGAUUUCUACCAGUUACGAAAUCAUGUAUCAGUGGAUCAUUGGAAUUAACAUGUUGAUCCAUUUCAACAAAAGUUGUAAACGAGAAACCUUGUAAAAUUACUUUUAAUAAAUUCAAUAAA
This is a messenger RNA of Moneuplotes crassus, 4350 nucleotides long. Lineage: Eukaryota; Ciliophora; Spirotrichea; Euplotida; Euplotidae. The record is from the annotation of a GenBank genome assembly.